Haemonchus placei is the source of this 486-nucleotide messenger RNA. The record is from the annotation of a GenBank genome assembly. NCBI's taxonomy places the organism in Eukaryota, Metazoa, Nematoda, Chromadorea, Rhabditida, Trichostrongylidae.
AUGCCUGACUGGGCUGAACACUGUGACAUUCCUCUCAAUUUGAACAAAUCCAUGACCAUGCAUUUUGGCGACUCCCAGGCAACUGCCUACCUCGUAAAUGAUGCUCGGCUUGCAGCUUGCCAAUCCAUCAAAGAUCUUGGCGUGUCUUUUGAUUCAAAGUUUAAGUUCUCCCUUCAUAUUGAGCAAGCGGUGGAGAAGGCGUUCAGGAAUUUAUUCGCCUUGUUUCGUAAUGUACAGUCUUCUGAUGUGACAUUGCUAAAACGCCUUCGACAGCUUGCAUCUUGUCGCAUGUCGAAUAUUGCUCACAGGUGUGGAGCCCAUCUACCAAGAAAAGUGUCUCAAAAAUUGAAAGGGUCCAGCGUGUUUUCACGCGUCUCCUGUGGUAUAGAAAUGCUUGCCAUCGUAAUCAUUUACCCAGUUAUGAUGCGCGACUCAAGUUGUUUGGGCUUCAUUCUCUGCAAUAUAGACGUGCAAUCUCUGACUUAG